Molecule: messenger RNA, 2605 nt
Organism: Venturia canescens
Lineage: Eukaryota; Metazoa; Arthropoda; Insecta; Hymenoptera; Ichneumonidae
Gene: twz
Product: BTB/POZ domain-containing protein twz
Exons: 6
Coding region: 875-1810 (311 amino acids)
Biological process (GO): protein homooligomerization
Molecular function (GO): protein binding
Source: RefSeq, a predicted model, not a curated record
GUUCGUGGUGCGCGGAUCGUGUGCUUAUCGGAGCCACGUGUUCGAAGUUCGUCAACCCACGUGCGUUCGCAGUCCGCACGAUCAAUUGCCAGCGAUCGAUUCGAUGGUUUUUACGCUCGAGAGAACUGAAGCUGUGUGUUGCGAUUGAUGAUAAAAGAAUAAAAUUGAUUGACUGAAAAACCCGACUGAAAAUUCCUCAAUUUUCAACGUUUUUCGUAUCGCGAAUCUUUGCCCAACUUUGAUCCAGUGUUUGACUGCUUGCGAGGAAAAUAAAAUCUGGAGGAAGCCGGAAACCGGUAUUUUUGACGAAAUUUUUACUCAACAGCUUCACCAUAUCUGGAUUUUCUUCUACCCCCGUUGAUCUACGUAAGAUCGUCAACCUGGAGCCCGCGUGUCAAAAACGUGCGCUCGAAACCGCUGUACAUUGUAGAAAAGCAAACAUCGAGGCAAACCUGAUUGGCUCAUUAGCACACACCGAAACUAUAGACUCGAAGAACGAAUAGAAUGCGCUCCCGCAUAUCAACUUAACGCGCUUGAAUUUCAUCGGUUUCCCUGCAUGCUGCAGACGGACCCGAACGGCUUCGAGUUUCUAUUCAUCGAACCCGUUCUACCUCGCAUAGCAAAACUGCUCCUACCGCUGCUGAUCAUUAUUGAAACGAUACUCAUUGACGGCCCGGCAAUUGAUCUUGUUAAUGGUAUUUGAACUCGCGGUACUCAACGGGAUCGACUACAAUGGAUAUAGAAUGGAAAAAACGCUGUUGCAUUCGCUGUUUCCCCGGUUUCCCGUAACGGGGGAUUCUCAACCUGAGCAAUCCGGCGGAAAUGUGAUGCCGACGGGAAAGAGGCAAAGGCGGAACUUACGGCGCAGCGCAAUAUGUUCCCUAGCGCCCAAAUUAAAAUGAGAUUGCUGUCGCCGAGCAGUUCGCCAGCAACGUCGCCGACGAUGUCGAACUCGUCGUCCCCGACACCACCGACACCAUCAGCACCGGCAGUUACUGCGGCUGCAGCCGCUGCAUACAAUGCCAAGAUGACGGGUAUACCGUGCGUCGCUGCAGCCUCGAGGUAUACCGCACCUGUUCACAUUGACGUCGGUGGCACGAUCUACACGUCUUCUCUCGAGACGCUCACCAAAUAUCCCGAAUCGAAACUUGCCAAACUAUUCAACGGCAACAUUCCAAUAAUGCUUGACUCGUUGAAGCAGCACUAUUUCAUCGACAGGGACGGUGGAAUGUUUCGACACAUAUUGAACUUCAUGAGAAAUUCUAGACUUCUUAUUCCUGAAAACUUCGCCGAUUUGGAUCUCCUCCUCGAAGAAGCCAGAUACUUUGACAUUGCACCAAUGUGUCGACAACUGGAGCAAAUGAAGAAAGACCGAAUAAAAAAUGGGACAACGACGAUACCGUGCGCGAGUCCAACACCGUGUCAAACUGGCCGAAGCGGUGGAGCUGCUCCUGGCUGCAAUCGUGAAACAGAUAACAAGCGUACGGAGAGUUACGAAUGCGUAGCUCUCCACGUGAGUCCUGAUCUCGGUGAGAGAGUGAUGCUUUCGGGUGGUCGAGCGUUGCUUGACGAAGUAUUCCCAGAAACUACGCAGGCAGUGAUAGACGCGCGUUCCGGUGUAGCUUGGCACCAGCAGGACACGCGUCACGUGAUACGUUUCCCACUAAACGGUUAUUGCAAGUUGAAUUCAGUGCAAGCGAUAACGAGGCUUUUGAACGCGGGUUUUCGGGUCGUGGCAAGCAACGGCGGUGGAGUCGAGGGCCAACAAUUUUCCGAAUAUCUUUUUGUCAGACAGGGAAUGAACACCUGACAGAACUCUUUCCCCUCCGAAUCGAUGAGUUGCGACGAACGAAUCCGUCGCGGCAAUCGUAACGAUUCACAAUAAAUCGACAAGAAGGAACGAAAACAAUCGCUUCGUUUUCGAAACUGUCAACAACAAGGCAGUCUAGAAAAGAACACAAAAAUCCCAAAAACAUCGAUCACAGAGCGAACGAACGAUCGCUGCAAAUUCCGACCAUCUUUUGCAGUCUCAUUUCCUUUCCAAAAUCGCGCAAUGAACAAGCAUGAAUUCGACAAAGAGUCAUUCGCUUUUAUUUCCUUCAAAUUCGUAAAGAAAACUGCUUGCUCUGGGAGGAGUUUGGCUAAUAAAAUCGACGAGAUGUAAAUAUCAGCACGAAGUCAAACGAUCGUUUUCGUAACUCACGAUAUAAUAAACACGGUCGUUGUCACAGGAAAAAAUACCCUGAAGAAAAUGACCGAGGGAAUUCGUAUCACUUUUCAAAAUCACUCUGAACGUCCAAGCUCUGGUCGCCCUCGAUAAACUCUUCCAAGAGAGAAAUUGGGGAAAUUAAUUGGUGAAAAAAAAAAAAACAGUCGGGGAGAGUGAGCUAGCUGGUCUUUUCUUGUUUAUAAAAUAUCCUCAAAGGUGUACCUAAAAUGUAUUUAUAUGCCACGCUCAUAACUGUAAAUAAUUAUUAUUAUGUAUUAUAUAUUUACUUGGAAAAGUAUCUAAAAUAUGAUUUUAACAAACGAAAUUAUUAAAACAAUGUGUUGAAACUAAACUGUGCGAAAAGAGAAAAUACAAAAGUUUGAGUUUUUUUCAGAA